AUGUCAUUUCCUGCGUCUGUUUCACACAAUCAAGAUCAAGAAAUGCAAGUACCAAGUGCUGAAAAUGAUCAACAGCAGUCAGUUACAACAACAGUGUCGUCGAACACCACUAGUGAUGAUACCGAAGCAUUUGGCUAUUUUCUUCAAGCUAUACAAAAACAACAACAAAAACUUGCAUGGUUACAGGAUAAAGUUGUUGAAUUGCUAACUGAUGAGACAACGGGACAAGAACAUAUCCAUAGAGCAUCGGCAACAUUAGCAGAAACAAAUGAUUGUUUCAACGAAGAAUAUAAACAAUCGUCAACUGAUUUAAACUCUAAAAGUCAACAAUCACCAUCUUUUGUUGAUAAUCCACCGAGAUCUUCACGUUCUACUUUAAAACGUCCGCAUUGUGCAGAAUCGACAUCUAUUCUAUUAAGUAGUGUGAAAAAAGUUCGUCCAACGAUUACACCAAGAAAAACAACAAGUUUAAAUCGAGACAUUAUAAAUAAUGAAGUGCACUCAUCAUCUUCUAUACAGUGUGAUUUUGAACAACCAAGUACAACAACAACGGAAAAGUCUUCUUCUUCCCUUAAAUGUGAACCACGAUCAUCUGUAUCCGAUACAACAUCAACAAAACCACCUUCUGCUACGGCUGAUAUAGCAUCCCUUAGUUGUAGUUAUCUUGGUACAUUAUCUAGUCGAAAUCGAGAUGUAUUAUCACAAGUUUGUUUACAAAUUGCUCAUCAAUCAAAAUUAAAAUUUCAUUUUAUUCAACGAAAAGAUGUUGAGAAAAUGAAAUUAAUUGGAUUAAAUUUAAGUAAUCAAAAUCAAAAAUCUUUUACAAAACCAUCUACAACAAAUCAAUCGGAUAAACAAAACGAAAAUAGUACUUUAAAACGUUCUACUGAUCGUUUAAAAAUUGAAAGUCAAAAUAAAACACCAGUUGAAAUUAAAGUUUUAUUUAAACGUCAACAAUUAGAACAGAUUAAUGAGGAAACUGAACGAUUUACUGAUUGUGAGCCAAUAACCGUAUCUGGAUCAUCAUUAAUUGAUUUUCUUAUUGGUAAUUGUAAUUUUGGUUUAUUUCGUACGACGGAAAAGCAAUCUGUUGGAAAAGAAAUCAUUGGUAAUGCCAUAUGUCAACGAAGUGCAUUACCUUCAUCGCAUUAUCGAUUCUGGCGUAAACGAAUAAAAAAAUAUAAAUAUCAAGGUCGUCAAUUAGUCUAUCAAGUACAACGUUGUGGUCUAAUUUUAACAAAACAUCAAAGUCCAAUAACAAGUUUAAAAUUUUAUCGUGGUAUUUUAUAUUCAUGUUCACUUAAUGGAUCGGUACGAUUUCAUUUUACUCAAUCUUUAAGAUCAUGUUUAAAUCAUAAACCAAUAGUAACACCAAAUGGUGGUACACAAUCAUUACAAUUAGUACAUUCUGAUCGUUUUAAUAGAACAGUGAUAUGUGUAGCGGGUUUUGAUCAAAUUUUACGCGUUUAUUCAAUGAGUAGAGAUCAUCAAUUGAAGGGACAAAUAUUUGUCGGAGCACCUGUUCAUUGUACAACUGUCAAAUUUAAAAUAUUAUUUGCCGGCUUAGGAAGUGGAGAAGUAGCUUUUAUAUCAACAAGAAGAUUAUGUGUUAUUCAUACAAUAAAAUGUUCAGCAUACGUCAUAUCAUCAGUGAGUGCUGCAUUUGAUCCCGAUAAACGUCGACUAUUAAUGGCAUCAUCUGUUGAUGGUUCAAUCAUUGUUAUAUCAUUAGUCAAUGAAGAACGUCGUCUAGUUUUAGAAGGACAUAAAAAAUCUCCACGUAAUUUAAUUGUUGAUCAAGAAAAUUAUCAUUUGUAUAGUUGUUCAGCUGAUAAAAAAAUAAUUGUACAUAAUUUUUUGACUGGUGAAAUUAUUUAUACAUACGAAACAUUUGAUAAAGCAGUAACAAGUAUAGCAAUGAAUCAACAACAAAAUCUUUUAAUAUCAUCAAGUCUCGAUGGUAUUGUUAAAAUAUUUAAUACGAUAACACAUGAAUUAAUUCAACAAUUAACAACACAUACAAGUCAAUCAAUUAUAACAAUGAUUUAUAAAAAUGGAUUUGUUUAUUGUGGAAUGGAAAGUGGAACUAUUGAAGCUAUUCAAUGUGAUAUAAAUGUUGUAUAUCGUUGUCAAUAUGCUUCAUGUCGUCAACCGUUUUCUCGUCGUGAAGAUGUAUUUUUACAUGCAAGAUUAUUUCAUGUUCAACAUUCAUCAACGGUACAACGUUGUCUAUGGCAUAAAUGUAUGAAAUGGAUAGCGAUUAAAAAAUUUGGUGAACAUUUACGUGAACAUACAGAGGGUCUUCAUCUCGAAGAAAAACAAGUUGAUUAUGAGAAUAAUUCAAAUAAACUCUGUCCUACUAUUUCUUCUCUACCAUCGUCUUCUACUUCGUCUUCUAUAACAUUAUUGAGAAGAGCCAUUUCGAAAACUGUUAUUUUAUGA
Molecule: messenger RNA, 2442 nt
Organism: Didymodactylos carnosus
Lineage: Eukaryota; Metazoa; Rotifera; Eurotatoria; Philodinida; Philodinidae
Source: the annotation of a GenBank genome assembly